AUGUCCUCCUCGAAUACGACCAACCACCACCCUCCCUCCUCCUCCUCUGCAGACCUCACAUCUCAAACAAAUUCAAACGUCCAACUCGAUCCGAACAGUGGCUACACUCCCAGCGACAAUCAGCUUGCUGGCUUGGUGGAAGCAGCGACUGCAGCUGCAGGUCAAGAUGUCUCUCCACAAUGGGCCGCAGCAGUUGCGACUGCUGCCGGAGUAGCAGGCCAUCACCAACUGGAUGGGUACAGUACAGAUAUGCAUCUUGGCGACGACGGGUUCGGCGAUACGAACUUUGGCGCGGGAAUAGGAGGCGGCCGACACCUGCGGGUACAAAAUGAACAUUCCCAAGGAUCUGGACUAUCUCGCACCGUUUCAAAGAAACGCAAGCGAAAUGACGAUAACCUCGACCCUGCGCUGGCUGGGGCUGGGCUUUCCGGAGCACAGCAUCAGCUUUCUCAACAAUCUCAGCAAGGCCAGCAUGCGUAUGCUGGCGACAACAUUGAUAUUCGUGUUGUCCCCCCGCAGUCACUCUCUGAAGCUCGUGCAGUUGGUGUGCACUCCGCCGCGGCCCUGUUCCGCCAACCGUCGAGCAACAAAAAGUACACCCGUCCGCCAAUGUCGAAGCUAUUUUCCUCGCUAGAACUGUCACCCGAAAACUUCUUGCAUCUCCAAGCUGCGGCCAAAGGAUUCAUGUUGGACGAUGAUUAUCCUGAGCGGCGUGACUGUGUUGGCCAGCGCGGAAAGGGAGAUACCGAAAUGGUCAAGCUGCGACUCUGGAAUUGCGUUCGGCAAUUCCUUGAUGACGAGGGCAAUGGUGAGCGUUUCUUCGGAGAGAACGUCGUGAAUGAGGGGAUGGGCCCGAGGACAUAUAUCUGGCCCCGCGACCAGCAGAAGAUCAUCUCUUUGGUCAUUCCUCUUUUGCGCCGCAUGGUUACCAAUGAACGACAGCGUCAGUAUGCGAUUGAAACACGCAAGGGAGGAGGCACAGAAGAGCGCCGACGCCGCAAAACCAACGAGAGUUUCCAGGAUCUCGAUGGCCCUCGCUAUUCUCCAGAGGAGCAGCUCCAACAGAUGCAUAAUCAGAACCAGUCAAUGCCCCCACCUCCGCCUCCGCCUCCCGGGCAGGCGCCAAUUGAAUCCGGGCAGAUCAUGGAUAUCGGGCUGGUUGACCUGCUCUUGGACGGAUACACAGUGGACUGGAACGACAUGGCCAAGUCGUACGAUAUGUAUAACCAAGACUAUGAACUGGAUAAUCUUUGGUCUCUCUCUGGCCUUCAGCAGCCCGACUGGCGUGGGUUGGUCGCGGCUGUGGAUAGCCAUUAUCACGUCGUCCACAACGGUGACUACCAUUGUCUGCCUGGCUGUGAGGACCAGAAUGUCAACCGUAUUGUUCAUGCUGAUUCUACGGCAAGUCUACCGUGGCGUAUUGGAGGAACUCGCAACCCUCCUGCGCGGGAUGAAUUCGCCAGCAGUAUCGCACGCGAUGUUUCGCGAAUUAUCCGCGAGAACAUUGCUACCAGGCAAGGUGCUCACACGGGCCCUCAAGCACAAGCCGGAGCCGACCAACCUUUCCAUCCCCAGCCUUUUGUCCCAGUCCAUGACGCGAAGUCCCACAUGGCUGCUGCAAAUAUCCCUCCUUCUCACUCCAGUCCCCACACUCAAAUCUACCUCCGUAUCAACGUGCUUCAGCAUGGUAAGCGCAUUCUUCCUCGAUUCGACCUACAAGCAGGCCAAUGCCCCAAUGUCGACACGAUCAAGGAUUCAGUCCUUCGCCGCUAUCAUGGCCAAAUUCCUGGCAUUUCUCUCGUUCAAGGGUCAGAUAGUAUUGAUCAGCAGAUUCGAGAUUCGGCUGCUGCAUCCAGCUGGAAGGUCAAGGCGUUAGUGCCGGAUGGCCUAAUCACGAUACAGACUGAGAAAGACUGGGCUUUCGCUCUGCUGUCUGCAGAUACAGUGGACUGGAUGGAUGGUGAUUUGAAGAUUCUUGUCGAACUUGAAGGUGGUAAUACCCAGUAG
This is a messenger RNA of Penicillium daleae, 2007 nucleotides long. RefSeq lists its product as uncharacterized. The record is from RefSeq and is a predicted model, not a curated record. The transcript has 2 exons. Lineage: Eukaryota; Fungi; Ascomycota; Eurotiomycetes; Eurotiales; Aspergillaceae. Bases 1 to 2007 code for a protein of 668 amino acids.